AGAAGUAUAACUCUGUAUGGUGUAGAUGAGUCACAAGCUGGAUUGUACGCAUGUAGUGUGUCACUUGGUGGGUCAAUCUCCACUAACACCAACAUCACAGUAGUCGUCACUAUACCUGUGCCAUCAAUUGUUCCUUCUUCCCUAAUGGCUGGAACUGUCGGCAAUCUCACAUGCUCCUAUUAUCUGAGUUACCCUCUCGUUGAAGUGUCUGCUACAUGGACUUUUAAUGGUUCAUCAGUCGACCCUGACGACAGUAAUCGAGUCACACUUGAUGGAGUUAAUCUCAUGCUUUCUCGUGUUACAACCUCUGACAGUGGAACCUAUACCUGCACACUGAAUAUCACAUCUGGCAGAAAAUACGUAAUUUUCCAGGCACCAGACGAAGCCACUGCCAAUGUGACUGUGGCAAUCCCUCCACCUCAUGUACAAGUGUCUCUGAGAUCUGGACCUCUCUAUAUUGGGACUUCCCUAUCACUCUCAUGUGCAGUGACAAUCAACAGUAGUGUGAACAAUAAUGAGAGUGUGACUAUUGAAUGGAUUGGUUCACUAGGAGGUCGGGUCUCAAUUAACCAUACAUUGAGAGUGUAUGAAAAUACCUAUGAAGGAAAUCUAACAAUCAGCCUUCUUUCUAUGGACGACAGUGGUGCUUACACCUGUACAGGCACCAUUACUGGA
Messenger RNA from Geodia barretti, 675 nucleotides. NCBI's taxonomy places the organism in Eukaryota, Metazoa, Porifera, Demospongiae, Tetractinellida, Geodiidae. The record is from the annotation of a GenBank genome assembly.